Brienomyrus brachyistius is the source of this 983-nucleotide messenger RNA. RefSeq names its product stonustoxin subunit beta-like. The record is from RefSeq and is a predicted model, not a curated record. Gene Ontology annotation, molecular function: protein binding. The transcript is spliced from 4 exons. The coding region runs from base 1 to 744 and encodes 247 amino acids. Lineage: Eukaryota; Metazoa; Chordata; Actinopteri; Osteoglossiformes; Mormyridae.
AUGGUGAGGCUGUCAGGCUGUAGAGUCACAGAAGAAGGCUGUUCUUCCCUGGCUUCUGCUCUGAGGUCAAACCCCUCACACCUGAGAGAGCUGGAUCUGAGCUACAAUCACCCAGGAGACUCAGGAGUGAAGCUGCUCUCUGCUGUACUGGAGGAUCCCAGCUGUAAACUGGAGAAGCUGAAUGUGGAUCAUGGUGGAGUGUGCAGGACCAGACCAGGCUUUCAGAAAUACUCCUGCCAGCUGACGCUGGACCCCAACACAGCACACAGAGACCUGUCUCUGUCAGGGGGGAACAGGAAGGUGACAUGGGGGGCAGAGCGGCCAUAUCCUGAUCAUCCAGAGAGAUUUGACUUCUGGGCCCAAGUUCUGUGCAGAGAGAGUCUGACUGGCCGCUGUUACUGGGAGGCUGAGUGGAAUGGAUAUGAAGCCCGGAUAGGAGUCACUUAUAAAGGGAUCGGGAGGAAAGGAGGGAGUGACUGUCAGCUUGGAGACAAUGACAAGUCAUGGUGUCUGUGCUGUGAUACUGACAGUUACUCUGUCUGGCACAAUAAUAAAUGGACUGACAUCCCCAUACGGCCCUCAGGCUCCCGCAGAGUAGGAGUGUAUCUGGACUGGGGGGCUGGUGCUCUGUCCUUCUACAGAGUCUCCUCUGAUGGACUGACCCCCCUGUACAGAUUCACCUCCUCAUUCACUGAGUCCCUCUAUCCAGGGUUUUUUGUUUCUGACUCCAUAGUGUCACUGUGACGUGUUGCUGGUUCUCCUGGCAAAAAGGUAAAAUCUCUGCUUUUUAACCUUUAUAAUCCUUUUUACUCUCAAAUGUAUGUUUGACAAAAAUAAGUUUUUCUCUCUGACUAAAAUGUAACUAAAUGUAAUCCUGAUUAGGGGGGGGCUUUCCCCCUCCCCUGUAUAUGUACAUUUUAUAUAUUUAUGCCUAUUUACUAUAUUACUGUACAAUGACAAUAAAGUCUUUCUGUUCUGUCCUA